UCCAUGUAGGAACAGAACAAUCUCUCUCUCUCUCUCUCUCUCUCUCUCUCUCUCUCUCUCUCUCAUGGCGGUCUCAUCAUCGCAAAGGACUCACUACUCCAUCGUUAUAACUUCCUUCUUCUUCUUCUUCCUUCUCUCUCUCGUCUACUUCUCCAAGCGCUCCCUCGAACCCUCCAUCUCUUUCUACAGGCAUCCAUGGCCCGAAUCCCUUUCUUUCUCUUCUAACAUACCAACACCCACACCAACACCCACAACGACGGAUCUCUCUAUCCCACCCUCAAAACACCCACAACCAAUCUCCACCAUCCAACUCCCUUCUCUUCCCCUCAACCAACCUCCAGAUCCUCUUCCUAAUCCCAUCCAGCCCGCCGUCGCGCCGGCCGAAGACGACAACCCUUUGCCAGAGACGGUGAAUCGGGAGGAGAAGCAAUGCGAUUUGUAUAUUGGGAAUUGGGUGAAAGACGACGAGUAUCCAUUGUAUCGGCCGAGUUCUUGCCCCUAUGUAGAUGAAGCGUUCAACUGCAAAGACAACGGAAGACCCGAUGUGGAUUAUACGAAAUGGAGAUGGAAGCCUGACGGUUGCGAUCUUCCCAGGUUUAAUGCAACAGACUUUUUGGAGAGGCUGAGAGGUAGAAGGCUGUUGUUAGUUGGAGACUCCAUGAACCGGAACCAGUUUGAAUCAAUGCUUUGCCUUCUACGUGAAGCCCUGCCAAAUAAGAGCAGGAUGUAUGAGACUCGAGGGAAUAAAAUAACCAAAGGACGGGGCUACUUUAUCUUCAAAUUCAAGGACUAUGACUGUACUGUAGAGUUCUGUCGGUCGCAUUUCCUAGUUAAAGAAGGGAUCCGUCUCAAUUCAAAGGGUCAAUCGAAUCCAACCCUACUAAUAGAUCGCAUUGAUAAAACUUACUCCCGGUGGAAGCGUGCCGACAUCCUGGUUUUCAAUACUGGCCACUGGUGGACUCAUGGAAAGACAGCUAGAGGGAAGAAUUACUAUCAAGAGGGUAAUUAUAUCUAUCCACAGUUUGAUGCCACUGAAGCAUUCCGGAGAGCCAUGAAAACUUGGGGAAAGUGGAUCGAUGGACAUAUGAAUCCUAAGAAGAAGUUGGUUUUUUACCGCGGGUACUCUGCCGCUCAUUUCAGGGGGGGAGACUGGGACUCUGGUGGGACGUGCAAAGGAGAGACGGAACCGAUCGCAAGUGCAAGCGGGGCCUUCAUCGAUACCCAUCCUUUGAAAAUGAAGAUAGUGGAGGAGGUCAUCCGUGAGAUGCGGUUCCCUGUAAUCCUUUUGAAUGUAACAAGGCUGACCAACUUCCGUAAGGAUGGGCACCCAUCGAUCUACCGCAAGACAGCUACAGAAGGGCGGAAGCUUUCGACACGGCGCCAGGAUUGCAGCCAUUGGUGCCUGCCUGGUGUACCAGAUGCAUGGAAUGAGCUGAUAUAUGCUAGCCUGGUCAUGAAACAAACACCUUCAUUGAGAUCUAAGAGGUGACUCUUUUUUUUUUUUUUUGCGGGGAUUGUACAAUUUUACAUAGGGUGGGCCUUCAGUUUUGUUGGGUUGUUGAUUGAUGUGAUCCAUCGAAUAUUGAUCAUAUUUAUGUGGGUCUAUUUGUAUCCAUUUGAUCA
This is a messenger RNA of Magnolia sinica, 1623 nucleotides long. RefSeq names its product protein trichome birefringence-like 5. Gene Ontology annotation, molecular function: O-acetyltransferase activity. The transcript is spliced from 5 exons. NCBI's taxonomy places the organism in Eukaryota, Viridiplantae, Streptophyta, Magnoliopsida, Magnoliales, Magnoliaceae. Bases 65 to 1489 code for a protein of 474 amino acids. The record is from RefSeq and is a predicted model, not a curated record. Gene Ontology annotation, cellular component: Golgi apparatus.